This is a messenger RNA of Sodiomyces alkalinus F11, 457 nucleotides long. RefSeq lists its product as hypothetical. Lineage: Eukaryota; Fungi; Ascomycota; Sordariomycetes; Glomerellales; Plectosphaerellaceae. The record is from RefSeq and is a predicted model, not a curated record. The transcript has a single exon. The coding region runs from base 97 to 336 and encodes 79 amino acids.
GCGCCGAAUCCUCUUCCGACCUAGAACUAUUCGACAUGCCAAAUUCGAACCUUUCUCACUUUCCAUCACCGUUAGAAUCGCACGAUAUCCCGCUAGAUGAUAGAUCUCAUCGGCACACUUACUUGCACAUAUACGGAGAGACGAAGAAGAAAAAAAUGCGAACCAAGGCGUCCCUUUUUUUUUUUUAUCUUCCCCUUCAUUUCCCUCGUUUUUGCAGUCUUCAUUCCUCUCUCACACACACCCAACCCCGGCGGCGUUUUACGGUUUUGUUUAGUUCCCCCUGAUAGGAGGAGGAAAGGAAAUGGGGAAAGGAUGGGUACGUUGGUUUUUGUUUAGUCUGGAGUAGUCCUGGGUUGACGAGGAACACGAUCGAUGAAAUUUUUUUUUCUUUUUUUUCUUUUGCUUCGAAGAAAUCGAAUGACGAGGAAGCUAUUUUCUUGUCCUUCUCCUAGUUAUU